ACUCUACAGACCUACACCAUUGCCUUUAAAGUAAACAGGGCCCACCCUGCUGAAGCAUUCAGUGAGCCCAGGCACCAGCACCUUCAAACCAAGUCUUUUCUCUCCUUAGUGCUGCUGCUCCCCACUUUCCAGGCCUUCCUGGGAUAUCUUAGAGCUCCUGAAGGUGGGGCGCUCCCCUCGAGGCAUUUUCUUCUGAGCUGUGAGCCACGGGCAAGCGGUGGAGAGGGAGGAGAGCAGCUGAGACAGAUGCCAGUUCAACUCAUUUAAAGAUGUGGGACACGCUCUGGGGAAGCCCCCAAGACAAUGAUAUCUGGUUGUGCACCAUUGAAGCAAGAACAGAAACCAUCCCAGAGUGGAGGACAUGGCCCAUGUGGUCCUCGUGUUCUGAGUGGCUGUGAGAUGGAGUUCCGUGUGAGCUCUCUACAGAAAAAGCCCUGUCUCCACGCAGUCAGUGGAGAUUUGUUAAACGAGUUGAAACAAAAGAGGACAAGGAAUUGCUGUGGCUUUAGACGUUGCCAGGGCAUGUAGAACACUCACUCAGGAUUUACUUACAACAUCCACUGUGACUUAAGCGCAGGAGGGGUCACAGUCAGAAGGUUACUACUGAGAAAUGUGCCCUGCCCACAGUCUAGAAAAUUAAGUUUGGGCUGGGCACCGUGGCUCACGCCUGUAAUCCCAGCACUUUGGAAGGUGGAGGCAGGUGGAUCACUAGGUCAGGAGUUCGAGACCAGCCUGACCAACAUGGUGAAAGCCCAUCUCUACUGAAAAUACAAAAAGUAGCCGGGCGUGUCAGUGCACACCUGUAAUCCCAGCUACUCAGGAAGCUGAGGCAGGAGAAUCGUUUGAAACCAGGAGGCAGAGGUUGCAGUGAGCCGAGAUUAUACCACUGCACUCUAGCCUGGGCAGCAGAGCGAGACUCUGUCUCAGAAAAAAAAAAAAAAGGAAAAAAAAAGAAAAUUAAGUUUGAAGCCUGAAAUUAACCUCUUGGCGAGAAUGGAAAUGGAAUGAAAUUCCUUUUCCAGAUGAAGCUUCUGAAGAGGAGACCUGGCAGCCUGAGAGCUCAGAAAUAUGCUCAGCAAGUCUUGCAGAAGGAAUGUCGUCCCAAGUUUGCCGAGACCUCAAUGGCGCUGUUAUUUGAGCACAGGUAUAGCGUGGACUUACUCCCUUUUGUGCAGAAGGCCCCCAAAGACAGUGAAGCUGAGUCCAAGUACAAUCCUCCUUUUGGGUUCCGGAAGUUCUCCAGCAAAGUCCAGACCCUCUUGGAACUCUUACCGGAGCACGAUCUCCCUGAACACUUGAAAGCCAAGACCUGUCGGCGCUGUGUGGUUAUUGGAAGCGGAGGAAUACUGCACGGAUUAGAACUGGGCCACACCCUGAACCAGUUCGAUGUUGUGAUAAGGUUAAACAGUGCACCAGUUGAGGGAUAUUCAGAACAUGUUGGAAAUAAAACUACUAUAAGGAUGACUUAUCCAGAGGGUGCACCACUGUCUGACCUUGAAUAUUAUUCCAGUGACUUGUUUGUUGCUGUUUUAUUUAAGAGUGUUGAUUUCAACUGGCUUCAAGCUAUGGUAAAAAAUGAAACCCUGCCGUUCUGGGUACGACUCUUCUUUUGGAAGCAGGUGGCAGAAAAAAUCCCACUGCAGCCAAAGCAUUUCAGGAUUUUGAAUCCAGUUAUCAUCAAAGAGACUGCCUUUGACAUCCUUCAGUACUCAGAGCCUCAGUCAAGGUUCUGGGGCCGAGAUAAGAACGUCCCCACAAUCGGUGUCAUUGCCGUUGUCUUAGCCACACAUCUGUGCGAUGAAGUCAGUUUGGCGGGUUUUGGAUAUGACCUCAAUCAACCCAGAACACCUUUGCAUUACUUCGACAAUCAGUGCAUGGCUGCUAUGAACUUUCAGACCAUGCAUAAUGUGACAACGGAAACCAGGUUCCUCUUAAAGCUGGUCAAAGAGGGAGUGGUGAAAGAUCUCAGCGGAGGUAUUCAUUGUGAAUUUUGAACACAGAAAACCUCAGUUGAAAAUGCAACUCUAACUCUGAGGGCUGUUUUUGACAGCCUUCUUGAUGUAUUUCUCCAUCCUGCAAAUACUUUGAAGUGCAGCUGGUGUUUUUAACUUUUAAUUUAAAAACACAAAAAAAAUUUUAGCUCUUCCCACUUUUUUUUCCUAUUUAUUUGAGGUCAGUGUUUGUUUUUGCACACCAUUUUAUAAAUGAAACUUAAGAAUUGAAUUGGAAAGACUUCUCAAAGAGAAUUGUAUGUAAUGAUGUUGUAUUGAUUUUUAAGAAAGUAAUUUAGUUUGUAAAACUUCUGUUCGUUUACACUGCACAUUGAAUACAGGUAACUAAUUGGAAGGAGAGGGGAGGUCACUCUUUUGAUGGUGGCCCUGAGCCUCAUUCUGGUUCCCUGCUGCGCCGCUUGGUGUGACCCACGGAGGAUCCACUUCCAGGAUGACGUGCUCCGUAGCUAUGCUGCUGCUACAGGGUCUGUGACGCAGCAGCGUGAGGCCUGGACUGGUCGGAGAAGGUCACAGCCCUUCUCUGUUGGUCUGCCUUCUGCUGAAAGACUCGAGAACCAACCAGGGAAGCUGUCCUGGAGGUCCCUGGUCGGGGAGGGACAUAGAAUCUGUGUCCUCUGACAACUGUGAAGCCACCCUGGGCUGCAGAAACCACAGUCUUCCCAGCAAUUACAACAAUUAUUGAAUUCCUUGGGGAUUUUUUACUGCCCUUUCAAAGCACUUAAGUGUUAGAUCUAACGUGUUCCAGUGUCUGUCUGAGGUGACUUAAAAAAAUCAGAACAAAACUUCUAUUAUCCAGAGUCAUGGGAGAGUACACCCUUUCCAGGAAUAAUGUUUUGGGAAACACUGAAAUGAAAUCUUCCCAGUAUUGUAAGUUGUGUAUUUAAAAAAAAAGAAGCUUUUCUGAAUGCCUACCUGGCGGUGUAUACCAGGCAGUGUGCCAGUUCAAAAAGAUGAAAAAGAAUAAAAACUUUUGAGGAGC
Messenger RNA from Symphalangus syndactylus (siamang), 2991 nucleotides. It is a transcript of the gene ST3GAL5, whose product is annotated as ST3 beta-galactoside alpha-2,3-sialyltransferase 5. The record is from RefSeq and is a predicted model, not a curated record. Gene Ontology annotation, molecular function: lactosylceramide alpha-2,3-sialyltransferase activity. NCBI's taxonomy places the organism in Eukaryota, Metazoa, Chordata, Mammalia, Primates, Hylobatidae.